Messenger RNA from Eucalyptus grandis, 1579 nucleotides. RefSeq lists its product as uncharacterized. Gene Ontology annotation, biological process: tRNA modification. Gene Ontology annotation, molecular function: RNA binding. The record is from RefSeq and is a predicted model, not a curated record. NCBI's taxonomy places the organism in Eukaryota, Viridiplantae, Streptophyta, Magnoliopsida, Myrtales, Myrtaceae.
CAGAGAUUGAAGUCGACCAUGGAAAACACUCAGAGCAGAGAGAAGAGAGAAAUUGCAGAAGAAGAAGAAGGCGACAACGAUGAAGAAGCGAAGACGAAGAAGACGACGAUGACGCCAUGGGAGCAGCACUCGGCCGUCAUCAGCAUCCCGCGCUUCGACUACAACGCCCCCUCUUCCCUCCUUCGGCGCUCCCACUCCGGCUUCCUCAUCACCUGCACCAUCAAGAGGGAGAAGAGCGCCACCAAGGAAGCCAUGUGCCUCCUUGAAAAGUUUUGCGGGGCAUUUGCUGCUAGGGAGAGUACUAAGUUGGAGUUGGCUGAUGCAAAAUUGACUGCUAAGAGAAGGAAAGUAUGUCCUGAGGAAUCAGAUCAGGAAGGUGCCAAUGGUGACGAGAGUGGGCAGAUAACUGAUCAGUGUUGUAAAGAGGAUGGUAAGCUUUCAGAAGAUGUGUCUUCUCAAACAAAGGAAGACAUCAGUGCAAAUAAAUCUUCAGCUCUUUCAUUAGUCAAGUUGACAGGGAGUGGUUUGCUCCUCUUUACGUUCCCCCAUGAGGAUUCAGCCGACACCAUUCAAAUUGUGUCUGAUAUUAUUGAUUCCCUGGGAUCUGCAGAUUCGAGUUCCCCAGAGUGGUGUCAUCGAAUUUUUCCUAUCCAAGCUACAUGCAGUUUGAAUGAGCCAGACCUAAGGACUGUUGUUCAAAAGCUUGUUCUUAAGUUUGUGAAGGAUAAGCAAAGUACACUUGCAUCACCAAUAAAGUUUGCAGUUGGAUAUAAUAGAAGAGGUCUUGAAGAGAUGGAGCUGAAGAAUUCAAAAGAUAAACCUGAUGGUUCUGAUCUAUUACCUUUGUUGGACCGCCGCAAAUGCUUUGAAGUCGUAGCUGCAGCAGUUAAGGAUGCUAUAUCAGAUUCAGUUGUAGAUCUUAAAAACCCUGAGAUUUCUGUUCUGGUGGAGCUCCUACCCCUUGCAGCCAUUCCAAGUGGGUCACUGGUGGCCGCUGUAUCAGUGCUUCCCAAAAUGGUCACUACAAAGCCACGGCUGUGUGUCAAGGCGUUGGCUCCUCAGGCUAAGUCAAAGAAUAAGUAAGUUGGUGGACUAUAGCAGCCACUCACAGCUGUGAAAUCUUCAAAUGGAAGAUGCUCGUGAUUCUGGCCUUGGAUUCCAAAGAACCAUGAAAAGAUGAAACAAACGGAAUCCAACUGCCAUCCAUUUGUAUUAGUCGGCUUUCAGCAGACACAACAGGUUAAUAUAGUCACGUCAAUGAAAAGUUCCAGUCUCCAUGCAAGUUGACAUCUUGAACUGUUUCUAACUAAAGGUCGGCCUUUUUUUUUUCCCGGAAAAAAAACAAUCCUUGAUCCUUUAGAACAUGUUGGGAUUGGGGGUGAAAUAUUGAUAUUUUCUGUUCUAUCUUUCCUGUGUCUUUGUGCUCUCAUAUUUGACCGAGACUACUAUACUGUUUUUUCCCUUUCUCCUCUAGAGUUGAAAUAUAUCUCCCCGUUAACAACUUGCGAAAUGCAGUAUUGGCAUCGGUAAUGUAAAUCAACUAUGAUUUUGUAAUUAUUCUUUCAAAAUUUUCCCUGAA